Xyrauchen texanus (razorback sucker) is the source of this 3669-nucleotide messenger RNA. RefSeq names its product NLR family CARD domain-containing protein 3-like. The coding region runs from base 162 to 3209 and encodes 1015 amino acids. Gene Ontology annotation, molecular function: protein binding. NCBI's taxonomy places the organism in Eukaryota, Metazoa, Chordata, Actinopteri, Cypriniformes, Catostomidae. The transcript is spliced from 8 exons. The record is from RefSeq and is a predicted model, not a curated record.
CACACUCUCUAUAGCAGCUCCCCAAAUGCUCUAGUAUUACCUAACUGGAUAUUAUCUGUACCUUAUAUUCAACGAAUGCACUCCGAUAAACUAAUGUACAAGUAUUUUUUCCAACAAAACACAGUUCAGAAGACGACAUAAUCUAAGGCCUAAAAGUUUCUAUGGAGAGAGAAAAGAAGGCUGCAAAUCAAAUGAAUCUUUCUGAUGAUACAGAGGAGGGGGGAUCUGUUCAACACCAGUCUCCUGAAAUCAAUGAUGGAACACUGACCUUUGACCCCAGGCAGAAGAUAUACACAGCAGCAUCUUCAGUACACAGCUGUGUUUCUGUCAAGAGUAAUUGGUCUAUUGAACUACCCCCUGAAUUAACUGAUGCAAAAAUGGCCUCUGGCCAUAAUUACAGUGUGAAAUUCAGAAAUCAGUCCAUUUCUGCUCCUGCAAAUGACUGUUACACACAACCAGUGCUGCAGAUUCACCAUCAAGUUGAAGAUGUCUUGCAGAGAGUCAGAAAUGUUCACAAAACCAGCAUGAAGAACAAGUAUGACCAUUUAUUUGAAGGAAUCAACACACAAGAGGAUAAAACUCUCCUGAACAAGAUUUACACACAGCUCUACAUCAUUGAGGGAGAGAGUGAAGGGGUGAAUAAAGAACAUGAGGUUUUACAGAUAGAGAAAACACAACUUUUACAAGACACUCCAAUCAACCUCAAUGACAUAUUCAAUCCCACACCUAAACCAGGAUGUGAGAAGAAGAGAAAAAAGUUUAAAGAAAAAAUAAAGUCAGUGCUUACUAAAGGCAUCGCUGGAAUCGGAAAAACAGUCUCUGUGCAGAAGUUUAUUCUCAGUUGGGCUGAGGGAAAAGCAAAUCAGGAUGUAGAUUUCAUGUUUCUUCUUCCAUUUCGAGAGCUAAACUUGAUCAGAGAUGACCAGAUUAGUCUUCACAAACUACUGCAUGACUUCUACCCUGAACUUCAAGAUCUGGACUCACAGAUAUAUAAUGAGUGCAAAAUUGUGUUAAUCUUUGAUGGUCUGGAUGAAAACAGAAAUCCACUUUGUUUUGCAGGCAUUGAGAGAGUUUGUGAUGUAACUAUGACAUCAUCAGUUGGUGCAUUGAUCUCAAAUCUAAUCAAAGGAGAGUUGCUUCCUUCAGCUCUCAUCUGGAUAACAUCCAGACCAGCAGCAGCCAGUCAGAUCCCCUCUCAGUACAUCAGCCGUGCUACAGAAAUUCAGGGAUUUAAUGAUACACAGAAGGAGAAAUAUUUCAGGAAGAGAAUCAAUGAUGAACAUCAAGCCAACAAAAUCAUCUCACACAUCAGGACAACAAGAAGCCUCCACAUCAUGUGCCACAUACCACUCUUCUGUUGGAUCUCAGCCACUGUGCUUCAAAAAACCCUGGAAACACAUCACGUCGAGGAAAUUCCCAAAACUCUGACUGAAAUGUACAUACACUUUCUACUCAUUCAGUUAACCACAAUCAAUCAGAAAUAUGACAAAAGAUAUCCAAAGAAAGCCUUCCAGUCAGACAGAGAUGUGAUUGAGAAACUUGCCGAACUGGCGUUCAAACAGCUGAUGAAGGGCAAUGUCAUGUUCUAUGAGGAGGACCUGAGAGAGAGUGGCAUAGAUGUCACUGAGGCUUCAGAGUAUUCUGGGAUUUUCACUGAGAUCUUUAAGGAGGAAUGUGUGAUUUAUCAGAGGAAGGUCUACAGCUUUAUACAUCUGAGCUUUCAGGAGUUUCUUGCUGCUUUUUAUUGGUUUUAUUGCUAUGUAUGUAACACUGUGAAUAAGGUGUUUGAUCCACUUACGGUUUUUGAUUCACUGCAUAAUUUACUCAGAGGAGUCAUAGAUGAAGCCCUAAUGAAUGAAAGUGGACACUUGGACCUUUUCCUCCGAUUCUUGUUGGGCAUCUCACUGGAGUCCAAUCAGAGACUCCUGCAGGAUCUACUGACCUGCACAGAGAACAACACAGAGAGCAUCAAGAAAACAACUAAUUACAUUAAAGACAUAAUCAAAGAAGACCAUGACAGACUCUCGGCUGGAAGAUCCAUUAAUCUCUUUCUCUGUCUGUUUGAACUGAAUGACAACUCUCUGUACAAUGAGAUCAUGGAGUUUGUGAAAUCAGAGAAACUCUCAGAGAAGAAACUCUCUGCGUCACACUGCUCAGCAAUAGCCUACAUGCUUCAGAUGUCAGAGGAGGUGGAUGAGCUGGACCUGAAGAAAUACAGUGCAUCUGAGGAAGGCAGAAGACGACUGAUACCAGCUGUGAUGAACUGCAGAAAAGUUUUUCUUGCUGAAUGUAAUCUCAAUGAUCAGUCUACUAAAACAGUGGCUUCAGCUCUAAUGUCAGAAAACUCUCCCCUGAAAGAGCUGGAUCUGAGUAACAAUGACCUACAGGAUUCAGGAGUGAAGCUGCUUUCUGAUGGACUGAAGAAUACAAACUGUCAACUGGAAAUACUGAGGUUAUCUGGCUGUAUGGUGACAGAGACAGGUUGUUUUUAUCUGGCUUCAGCUCUGAGAUCAAACCCUUCACACCUGAGAGAACUGGAUCUUAGCUACAAUUACCCAGGAGGCUCAGGAGAGAAGCUUUCUGAUCUACUGGGAGAUUCAAGCUUCAAACUGGAGAAACUAUAUCUGGACCAUAAUGAACCCUUCAGAAUAAGAUCAGGACUAAAAAAAUAUGCCUGUGAUCUCACACUGAAUGAAAACACAGCACACACUCUUCUCAUUCUGUCUGAGGACGGCAAAAAAGUAACAUGGACGAAAUCUAAACAGCCAUAUCCUGAUCAUCCAGAGCGAUUUACUCAUCCGCAGCAGAUUCUGUGUAGAGAGAGUAUGUCUGAACGCUGUUACUGGGAGGUUGAAUUGAAAGGAUGGGCACAUAUAGCUAUGACAUAUAAAGUAAUCAACAGGAAAGGAGAGACUGACUUGCACUUUGGAAUCAAUGAAAAAUCCUGGAGUUUGUACAGCUGUGACACAAUCUAUACUGUCUGGCACAACAAUAAGAGAACAAACAUAUCUGUCCCUUCAGCCUCCUCUAACAGAGUGGGAGUGUAUCUGGACUGGAAGGGUGGCUCUUUGUCCUUCUACAGCAUCUCUGACACACAGUCUCUCACACACAUUCACACAUUUCACUCCACAUUCACUGAGCCCCUUUAUGCAGGAUUUAGACUUUAUCCUGAUUGUUCAGUGUCUCUGUGUCAGAUUUUACAGAGUUAAAAUAACCGUCUUUCAUCCUUUUCCUUUAAUGCACAGUUUUACACACACACACACACACACACACACACACACACACACACACACACGUUGGUGCAGCUAUCCUUAUGAGGACUCUCCAUAGACAUAAUGACUUUUAUACUGUACAAACUAUAGAUUCUAUCCUCUAAACCUAACACAACCCCUAAACCUAACCCUCACAGAAAACUUUCUGCAUUUUUACAUUUUCAAUAAAACAUUGUUUAGUAUGAUUUAUAAGCGAUUUGAAUUAUGGGGACAAUAGAAAUGUCCUCAUAAACCACAUUUAUAGCAUAAUACCCUUGUAAUUACUAAUUUGUAACCUAAAAAAAUGUUCUCAUAAACCACAUAAACAAGCCCACACACACACACACACACACACACACACACACACACACACACACACACACACACACACACACACACACACACACACACACACACA